GUGAAACCCUUUUAUCUUCCUCUGGCGUGCUCUCUCCACCUCCUUGCCUCAUCUCUUCUUUCUGAAACCUCAUUGUUUUGGUACCAUCUAAUUAUACGUUUUAAUAUUACUUCUUUCUGAAUUUGUUGUUUGUAAAACCUCCAAUCUCCCUCUCUCUCUCUCUCUCUCUUUCAAUUCCCUUCUUCUGCUGGUUCUACUUUAGUUGCUUUUUUUUUUCAACUCAAACUGAAACAACCGGUGUCUCUUCACUGAGCUGGCUAGGGUGCGUGCUUGUGUGCAUCAGUUCUUGCUGUCUCUGUGUAAGCGCCUGCUGCUUGCUUAUCACUCGUCUGUUGUGUGGAUCUCUGGACCAGAGGCUUGGCUCUCAGCAUGUGGCUGCUGGUGUUUCUGGUGUGGUCCUUGGUCUUCACCGGGGGAACCUACUGGUACCUCUUUGGGACUCGGAGCCCGUUCUCUCUGGAGUCAGUGCGGCCCAAAGAACCAAUAGAACUGGACCAGAGGAAGAGAGACAAGGUCCUGAAGAAAGGUUUCAGUCGGGAGAGAAUCCCAGAGAACCUGGAUGCCAUCAUCAUCGGCAGCGGGCUCGGAGGCCUGAGCGCCGCCGCGUGUCUAGCCAAACAAGGGAAGAGGGUUCUAGUUCUGGAACAACACGACCAGGCUGGUGGAUGCUGCCACACCUUCACGGAGAAAGGCUUUGAAUUCGAUGUUGGUCUUCACUACCUUGGUCAGCUGCACAAAAACAGCCUGUUGCAGGUGGCCUUUGACCAGAUCACAGAAGGCCAGCUGGAAUUUGUGACCCUGCCCCAACACUUUGACACCAUCCACAUUGGCCUGGGAGAGGAACGCCGCGAGUACAGUCUCUACACCGGCAAGACCGCCAUGGAGGCACACUUGAAAAAGCAGUUCCCAGACGACACCGAGGCCGUCGAGAAGUUCUUCAAACUCAUGAAGAUGUGUGCUAGAAAGACCCACUUGCUGCCUUGCCUGAAGCUCAUCCCCCGCUGGCUGGCCCUCUUCCUGCUCAAGUCCGGCAUCGCUGACCUUUACUGCAACAUCUUCCGUCUGUCUGGCACCAGCGCCACCACCUGGGCUGACCAGGUCACCAGCAACAAGGACCUCCAGGUCAUCUUCUCAUACCUCUUCUAUGGUAAAACCUGCAUGACCAUCCUGGCCAUGGUGAACUACGAGUGGUUUGAGGAGUGGAAGGACACAACCGUCAGAAAGAGAGGAGACGACUACACAGAGUACAAGAUGAGAUUCGCCAACAACCUCUUUAACUGGGCCUGCGAGCAUUUUCCCAAGCUAAAAGACAAGCUGGUGUACCAGGAGGUGUCCACCCCCCUGUCCAACGCACACUACCUAGGAGCACACCGGGGCGCCAUGUACUCCUCCGAGCAAAACCUGGCACGCUACGACCCCAUUUCCAUGGCCAAGAACCGCUGUGACACACCCAUUAAAAACCUUUACAUCUCAGGUCAGGACGUGUUCAGCUGUGGUAUUGCGGGGGCCCUGCACGGCGGGCUGAUCUGUGCCUCCAUAGUACUUGGUCACAUCCUCUACGUCGACCUCUUGUUUAUAAAGAAGAAACUUAAAAGGAACAGCGUUGUUCAGGCAUUGCAAAAAAUGUUUUGUUAGUCGUAAUCGUAGUUGAUAGCCUCUGGCCAAAAAUCGAUCCCAAUGCCUUAAUCAGUGCAGUGACAGGGACACUGUGCUGUAGAAGAUGCCGUCCUUCGGAUGAGACGUUGAACGGGGUCCUGACUCACUGUGGUCAUUAAAGAUCCCAUGGCACUUAUCACAGGGAGUAGGGGGUUCCCCACUGUCCUGACUAAAUUCCCAACCUAGCUCAUUUAGUCUGGCCCCCUAAUCAUCCCCCAGUGUCAUUGGCUCAUUCAAUCUGGCCCCCUAAUCAUCCCCCAGUGUAAUUGGCUCAUUCAUUCAUUCCCUCACUCUCCGCCUCAAG
Alosa alosa (allis shad) is the source of this 1960-nucleotide messenger RNA. Its product is annotated as inactive all-trans-retinol 13,14-reductase-like. The record is from RefSeq and is a predicted model, not a curated record. Lineage: Eukaryota; Metazoa; Chordata; Actinopteri; Clupeiformes; Clupeidae. Gene Ontology annotation, molecular function: oxidoreductase activity.